AUGGCGAUGGAACUUUUCGUGGAUGAAGACUUGGGUAGCGGACCACAAUCUUCUGAGGGCUCGAAGUCUGGUCUUGGUGAGGCAGGCUUGAACUCCGGUCUUGGUGAGGCGCAUUCUUGUGAGGGCUCAAACUCCGGUCUUGGCGAGACAAGCCCUGACUUCAGUGGUGCCAGUUUCUCGUUGGAUGACGACGAGAUCAACGCCUACGACAGCAUCCUGAACCUCCAAGCGCCUGACUUCACCACCGUCAUGGCGAUUGUGCACGGUGCAGGGUACUGGACCGAGGUUGCGUGCUACUUCCAGGACUCUGACUUCGUGACUCCCCUCACCUUUAUGAACAGCCUCGGGCCGGAGGCCGUCGAGGACGAGGACUUUCUUUACUUCGCCAAUGUCGUUGGCUUCACGAACAGCCUCGGGAAGGAGUCCAACAAAGAAGACGACAUGGUCAGUGUGUUGCUGAAUGUGGAUGAUGUUUCUGAAGAAUUGUGAGCAGGCAGGGGGGAGAUAGAGCGUAGGGCGUGCUCUGCCA
Molecule: messenger RNA, 529 nt
Organism: Lolium rigidum
Lineage: Eukaryota; Viridiplantae; Streptophyta; Magnoliopsida; Poales; Poaceae
Exons: 3
Coding region: 1-489 (162 amino acids)
Source: RefSeq, a predicted model, not a curated record